AUUUGUUUUUAGUUUUUGUUAUCUGCUUUUGUGUUUAUAAAAUCAAUUUUUACAGUUGACAAAAAUAACUCCGUGUUAUGAAUGGCCCCUCCAACAUGAGAAAUAUAUUCUUUUUAUACUUAUUGCUAAAAGGUUUUACUUGAUAUCUAAAUAUAUCUAGAAAAUUCGUCGCAGUUUGGUGCAUUUCAUUUGUGUUUGCAUAGCUCUUGUUCCAAUAUUUGUUGUUCCCCUAGCUUUGACUGUAGUAAACGCUAUGUAUUUAUUUUAUUAUAACUUUUAUUAAAACUGUUUAUUCAUAGCAUAUCUAUGGGGAAUUGUUUUGGGUGCUGUAUGAAACGAAAUAUGAGGAAAACUACAGGUAGAGGCAAAUAUUUGCGCAGUGGUAGCUGUGAAGAAGUUAUGGUAUCUCCGGAGGAAGAGUUUUUGGAGCUUGAACAACGUCAUAAAAAUGAUUCUGAAGUUCCCGUCACCACAGAAACUACUGAAAUUCGUAAAAUACCCCGACCCAAUAAACUUAAUUUUAAAAAGUCAAAUUUUGUCUGGCGGAAGAAUGAAAAUCGUAUGAUGUCAGGGAACCUUAACUUUCACAAGAAUAUAAAAUCACCAGCAGAUUCUGUGAUGCCUCUUUUAAAUAGAGAAAAUUCAUUUGCUGAAACAUGCAGCUUUAAUGGUACUCAAAAAUGGGAUCAAUUUAGUAAUGGAGGAGCUACCCCUGGCUCUUCUGUGGAUUUAGAAUGGGAAAAUGAAAUUGGAUUUAAUUCCACAUCUAACUUUGGUGCUACAGAGGAGCUCCAAUGGAUGGUGCUAUCAGAAAACACAAAUAACUCAUGGAGAUCAUCACCUCUCUCUAACAGCAAUGGUUUGGAAUGGGAUGGUGACUUUGCAAGUGUUGAUAUAUCUGAAAUUGUUGCUGAAACCAAGAAAAUGACUGCUGAUUUAGAAGAUAAUAAUAUCCAGGAUACCUCAAGUUCACCACUUAGGGAUAUAGAAAACAAUUACUGAGCUGCAUGAUUUGCAUGGGAUUCUAGAACAUUAGGUCUCCUAGAGCUUAUUGUCUGUACAUGAUAUGCCAAGUGUUUAUUGUACAUAAAUCUCUCAAGAUUGCACUUGUGUCAUUGAUCAAUAUGGAGGACCCAAACACUGAAAUUCUUGACAAGAAAUGGAGGAUCUGAAGAGGAAACUAUAGGCUGAAAUAUGUAUGUGUUAACAUUUGGAAAAGAUUGCAAAAUAUAUUUUCGUACAGUUGUUGGAGAUUGCAUUCUCAAAAUUACAUAUUUAAUAAUGUGUUGCUUAUUUUUAAGCUGUUUUAAUAUGCUGAUCUAUAAAGAUUGUAUUUUGUGUAGAAUGUUAUUUUACAGGUAUAUUUUUAUUUCUAAAAAAAAAUAUUGAAUUGUCACAUUUUAAACUUAAUUUUAAGGAAACAUCUACAUUAAAAAAGUAACAGAACUCACUAUUCUUUUGUUUAAAAUAUAUAUAUUUAUAAUAAUUGAAUUUUGCUUAGAAAUAUUUCAAAAACGUCAAGUUAGAAAGAAAAAAAAAGUAUUGACAACUGAAAAAAAUUUCUUUCUUACCUAAGCAAUGUCCUCAUUCAGCAGACAAUCGACUGCACUUUCAAUUUUGAUAUAUUGUAUGCUAAAAUGUCAAGUACAUGUAAGAUUUUAAAAAUAUAAAUUUUUUUUAAAGAUAUAGUUUUUCUUCUGCACCAUUAAAUGUAAUAAAUAAUUGCUGUUGGUUCUAAAAGAACAAUAACAAAUAAGUUUAAACUUAUUUCUAAUCCUUGCAAUAAAAUAUUGCUCUAAAUUAAUACUUACAUUUUCUUUUUAAAAGUUAAAAAAAAUUUGCCAAAUAAAUUGGGAUAAAUGUUGUAUAUUUGUCUGAAAAAUAAAUGGCCAAUCGUAAAUUUCUCAAAUUUUUGUGAAAAUUUAUAGUUUUAGUAACUAGAUUUCGUCUAGUAGGUAUUAAAUUUGUUUCCAUGAAAUUGGAUGAAAUUAUUACAUAUAGCAUGGAGUGUGUUUUAUGUUAUUUUUUCUCUAUAUAUUUUGUUUUUGUAUUUAUUUCUUCAAAUAAAAAUUAAAACAAAGUGAAAAUUUAACCCACUCCUAUAAUUUGGCAUAGGUAAAAAGCCUUUAAACAUGGUUAUUGCUUGAUUAAAAAAUAAUUCAAGUUUGUUACAUAUUUUGUGGCAACAAAAUUCAAAAAAUUGUGAUUAUUUUGUUAUAAAGUAUUGAGUUGAAGAUAAAGUAAGUGUAUCACUUAAAUUAUUACUAAAAAAAUAUGAUUCUGCUUUUGUUUUAAUUACAUAAAAUAGUAUACUUAAUAUUAAAUGCAUUGAUAUAGAAAAUGUUA
Parasteatoda tepidariorum (common house spider) is the source of this 2346-nucleotide messenger RNA. RefSeq lists its product as uncharacterized. The record is from RefSeq and is a predicted model, not a curated record. Lineage: Eukaryota; Metazoa; Arthropoda; Arachnida; Araneae; Theridiidae.